GCACGCUGAAAUUCGGGGCUGAUACCGAUCUGGUUACACUUAACAUACUGGCUGUCAGGCCGAGCUCUCCCCUUUGACACUUGACACACGCCCGGGAAACGAGCAAAACAAUAGGAGAACACCCACCUCGAUGAGUGAUCAGCCAACCGAUGGCGUCGCCCGCCUCCGUCUCAAGGUGUCCCUGUGGAUCUACGGCACCGCCCUGGUGUUCAUUCUCGUGGCCAUUCUGCUGCUCAUCCUGCCGGGUCUGGUGCGUGGAUAUCCCCUGGUCUCGAACGAUGUGGCCACCUAUUGCUUCUUCGGCGUCGGACUGGCCACGCUGUGCGUCUAUGUCAACGUGAUGUGGCUGCGUUGGAAGUGUCCCUUCAUCAACUACUUCAUUGCAGCCUGUCUGGCAUUUGGAUCGGUAUCGGUUCUCUCGUAUCAGUUAACUGUGCACGUGCUGCUUCUCAGCCUGGAGAUUCUAAUCAUGAUGUCGCUGGUGCUGAUUGUGGGCUCCUUUAAGCUGCCCAAGUUUCCCACGGUGGCAUACCUACUGUUUACCUGGGGCAUAUUCGUCACGUUCUCCUCCAUCCUGAUGACCAUAGUUUGUGGCCACUUGCUGGAUAUCCUGCUCUCCUAUGAAGUAGCCAUUCACUUUGCACUCUGGCAAAUCAUGUUCCCGCUAAUUGUGUUCCAGGCGCAGGUGAUCUCCGGAUUUUGGGACAACCUACCGCCCUUCAUCGACAAGACACUCUGCUCCACGAUGCUGUUGUUAGACUUCCUUGCCUGCUACGCCUUCCUGGACUCCGCCGAAGACAUUGGGUUCGAGGUCUUUUACGUCAGCCAAACGUCAAACCAACAGUUUUUAGCCAGAUCCAUUAAGAGCCAAUGGGAUAUGAUGAUGGACUCGAAAUAGGGACUUCUCAAAUUGGAGAGCUCUGCUAAAGCCUGCCUUAUAAUAGUAUAUUAAAUAUAUAGAUAGUAAACUUAUCGGAACAUUUUUGGAAUACCUAUACAUUUUUCAUUAAUAACUAAUGUGUAGUUAAGGUUUUGUUUGAGUAAGUAAAAAAUAAAAGAGUAUUUGUCAAAAAUUAACGCGAAUUCUUUAGCAAACCGAGAAAACAAGAAUUUUCACUCGCGGUAUACUUUAUUAUUUCACCAAGGCAAAGUAAUCAAUUUAUAUAAUUGACGGUGUUCCCUUCCUUUUUGGAAAAGUAAAAUAUAAGAACAAUUUGACGUGACGUAGAACAUUGAGCUAACAAGCUUAAUAUAUAAUAAAUAUAAUAAUAAAAUAAAUUUUAAGUAAAGAAUACGUUUAAAGUACGUUUGUUAAAACUGAA
Molecule: messenger RNA, 1322 nt
Organism: Drosophila subpulchrella
Lineage: Eukaryota; Metazoa; Arthropoda; Insecta; Diptera; Drosophilidae
Exons: 1
Coding region: 131-898 (255 amino acids)
Source: RefSeq, a predicted model, not a curated record